This is a messenger RNA of Ceratina calcarata, 574 nucleotides long. RefSeq lists its product as uncharacterized. The transcript is spliced from 3 exons. The record is from RefSeq and is a predicted model, not a curated record. Lineage: Eukaryota; Metazoa; Arthropoda; Insecta; Hymenoptera; Apidae. Bases 1 to 522 code for a protein of 173 amino acids.
AUGCGCGGGAACCGAAGAACGAAAAACACAUUCGUGGCUGUUGAGAGCCGUUCGCUUACUGAAUUCUACGCCUGGCGUAUCCCGGCUGCUAACCCGCGCUUUCCCCCCACCACGGGUCGUUCGUUGGCGGCAAGCUGCCCCACCAUCCGACGCCUUUUCCACCACUCUCGAUGUCCCCCCACUGACGUCGAGAUCCGCAUCCGGGAAUGUUGGUGGGAGCAACGGAGGGGUAGACAGUCUACCACCAACGUCGAUGGUAAUCUUGCCGCGGUCCGUAAAGCACGCUUUACCCCUGCGGUCAAGUGCGAAAAUUGCAAUGAAAGCAUCGAGACACCAACACCGGGCCUUCUCUCUCUUCCACCGUCUCCUUGUCCCACAGAAAACCGAGAAGGAGAACAGCGGGAAGAAAUUUUGGCAACCUUUUAUGGCCGCUGGCAUCCGAGCGCGAGUCUGACAACAGGCAAGGUUCAUCCGACCCCGGUGAUCUACGUAACUACAAACGACUUACCGAUCGUUCGUUGAACGCAAGUAGGAGGACGAAUUCAGUGGCUCGUGGAUCUGAGAAAUGUUCGAC